AUGCCGGGGGUCCCUCCACGGGCGUAGCAAAGAGGAGGCAGGGAGGGGCCACUGCCCCCCAAAUCAGUAACAACCCAUAUAAAUGCAGAGCCAGCAGAGGUUCCGCCCCCCCCAUCCUGGCUACGCCCUUGGCUCCUUCGGAAGCUGAGGUUUCCGAGCUUGCAGAGCCCCCUGCGGUGGCUGCUUCUGCUGAGAUUCCCCAGGCGGGGCUCCCUGCUUCUGGCAGAGCCCUUUCCCCGCCAGCUGCUCCUCCUGCUCCUCUCGCCAGCCCGGAGGGUCCCCCAAAUGCCCUCUCUGGGGCGCGCUCGGCAGGCCAAGAGUUAAGGGGAGCGGAGCUGGAUUCCUAGAGGGGACCGGAAAUAGGAUGAAGGAGGGCGGGACCUCCGGAGGCAAAGCCCCACCCUUCCCGGAAGAGCGGGCUCUGGUCGCCUUCGCGGAGCUUCUCCGCUGGGUGAGUCUCCUCUCUCUCCCUCCGGAGGGUGCCGUGGGGAGAAGGGGGUCCCAGGGUUGCCGGGCAGGGUGCAUGGGGGGCUCCCCCCGCGAAGUGGGGAAGCAGAGGGUCCUCCCCUGCAGCUGCUCCCCCCUGCCCCCUCCCUCUCUGCAAACCCAGGGAGGGGCGAGAUCCCAGGAGGUUUGCAGCUGUGGAACCUCAGAACCGGAGACUUGGAAGGGAACCACGAGGGGCCUCGAGUCCAAGGCAGGAAUCUGUGCAAUGCAAGAAUCUCCACUAAAAUGCUGGGCAAUAUGGAGAAAAAGCGGGGGGGGGGGGCGCGCGCGCGUAGAAGUGGCAUAAAUAAAGGGAGGGGGCUCAGUCCAUAAUCUGGUGCAGCGUUUGGCACCAGUUUCCGAGUCCUCUUCAAAGGCAGCUCCACGUAGAGGGCAAUGCACUCAGCACAGGAGACUCCUAGAAUCGUAGAGUUGGGAGGGAUCCUUAUGGUCAUCUAGCCCAACCCUGUAAAAUGCAAGAAUGUCAACUUCCCAGGAAUCUGUUCCAUUGUCAAACAGCCCUUCCCCUUAGAUGUUUAGACAGAAGCUCCUUGAAUCCAUUGAGUCAAUUCCCGUCCUCUCAGGUUCCUCUUUUCUCAUCUCCCUCAACCAUUCCUCAUAAGGCUUGGCUUCCACACCCUCCUCUGCACACUUCCCAGCUUCCCAAUAUCCUUCCAAAAUUGUGCUGCCCAUAACUCCAGGUGGGGUCUGCCCAGGGCAGAAGAGAGUGGUGCUGUGAAUUCCUUUGAUCUGGCUGUAGCCUAGCAUCGCAUUAGCCUUUUUUGCUGCUGCAUCACACUGUUGACUCAUGUUCAGCUUGUGGUCUACUAAUACUCCUACAUUCUCCAUCUUACACCUGUAGAGCUGGUUCUUCCUGCCUAGGCGAAGAAUCUAACAUUUGUCCUUCUGGAAAUCCCUGAGUGACACCUGUACUUUCUCUAAGGCCCAUCUGCAGUUGGAAAGGCAGUGCAUCACCUCUUGAGAGAAGCAUCGUGCGCUCCUGGCUUUCCGCUUACCUUUGUCUCUUGCAGGGGACAGAAGGUUGCCAGCAAGACCUCCUCAUCCAUCUUUUCUUGGUGGCGGAGAGGAAGCAGCGACUGUGGAACCAGCUCAGGUAGGGGGAAGGAGCCUUGUGGGGAAAAAGGCGGAGGGGUGGGGCAGCCAGGGGGCUUCUGUAGUCCCAGGAAUCUCUCGCCUCUUCCUCUUGGCUUCUGUCAAAACUGCCCUUAACAAAGAUUGACAACAUUACUCAAGAAGGUUGAUGUGCUGAGAAUAAGGAACAUCCACCUCACCUUAAUUCUCCUUCUGAAUGUCCCUAUCACUAGUUGCAGUUUUAUUUGUCUAAUUAUUGUGAAAUACUAAAAUACACUUCUCACCAGUUUACAAACCAUAAAGAGCAGUAGCCAUGAUUCACCUAACCAGCCCCAUCUGUUGCAGAAUGGGACUUUCCCCACCCUCCCUCCUUUGUGCCCCAUGUGCCCUUGGAGCUUUCUUAAUGCACACAGCAAAAGACAUAAAAAUUAUUCCAUUAAGAUGUUAAAAGAAGCAUCCAUACUUAAAUUGUGCAGCAAAACAAUCCCAUGAAGACAACGCAGAAAACAACAAAACAAUUCGUACACUUCUUUGAAGUCUCUCAGCCCCACUCACCUCACAGAGUGUUUGUUGUGAGGGAGGAAGGGAAAGGAGAAUGUUAGCCGCUUUGAGACUCCUUAAAGGGAGUGAAAGGCGGGAUAUCAAAUUUGACUCUAUCAAAUCCAUACUCUGGUUUCUCUUCAGAUCGUAUAAAUCUUUCGCCUUUUACAAACUCUUCUUCUUCUCUUCUUCAUAGUAGAUAAUCAUUAUACUGGCUAAGAGGAGGACCUUUCUCUCUCUCUCUUUUUUUAAAGAGUUCACUGUCCUCUGAAGACAUCGCUGUUCGUUUCACGGGUGAGCAGUGGGCAUUGCUGGAUCCUGACCAGAGAACAGAAGUCAUAGAGGAGAAUUGUGGAAUCAUGGCCUCUCUUGGUAACCUUGACACAGGGCUUUAUAUUUUCCUUUUCUUUUGCGUCUUCUUCUUCAUCAUCAUCAUCUUUUAUUUAUCCAGUUUACUUUCUUUUUCUAUAUAUCCUCUAUGUUUCAUUUUCAUUUAGUUUGCCUUUCAUUGUAUCCUAAAUGGAACACUUUUAGUAAACAUUGAUACUGAAACCCCUGAAAACAAACUUCUUAUCUUAGUAUGAAAAGCGGCUCCUUCAGAGCAUGUGAGGUUCACCCCAAUUCAUCUCCAAAUCUUCAGAGGCAGAGUGUGAUACUGGUAUCUUUGCCCUGGCUAUCAUAAAUCAUCACAUAAGAAUCUCUGCUGGCAGAGCGGCAACAGCCAAGAACUAGCCAGCGUCCCCCACCCUGGAAGUCACUGCUUCUGUCCCUUUUGCUUCACCAAAGAGAUGACUGACAUUAGAGAUGGAACAGAUUUGGUGAUUGGGCCAAACAAAAUCCAUUCAAGAAAAGAGCCAGGCUUUUGGAAUCUCAGGUUCCCAUAUCCCUGAAUGCCAGUAAACAAAGCCAGUGAACCCUGAAGACCUCUCAUCUAUCUCCUUUCUAUUCUUCCUCUCUCACAAGCAUUAAUGAGCAUUGUUCAAUAAUUAGGGUUCUCCAUUUCUUGCUGAGGCUCUAAUCCAUUUUACUUUUCUCUUCAGGCGAUGAUGAAUUGGAAAUGAAGAUCAAGGGAGAGCAUGAUGAUAUUCACAUAGGGGAGAAACCAAACGAAUAUUUGGAAUGUGGGAAGAACUUUAGUCAAAUCUCCCAUUCAACUUCCCAUCAAAGAAAUUCCACUGGGAAGAAAACCUAUCAGUGCUGGAAAUGUGGAAAGAGCUUCAGUCGGAGAGGUCAUCUCAUUAUCCAUGAAAGAAUCCAUACAGGGGAGAAACCAUAUCAGUGUGUGGAGUGUGGAAAAAGCUUCAGUCACAGGUCCAGCCUUACUUCCCAUCAACGAAUUCACACAGGGGAGAAACCUUUUCCAUGCUUCGAAUGUGGAAAGAGCUUCACUCGGAGCGACUCUUUCAUUUCCCAUCAAAGGAUUCAUACAGGGGAAAAGCCUUUUCGGUGCUUGGAAUGUGGAAAGAGCUUCAGUGAGAAGUCCAAUCUCAUUUCCCAUCAAAGAAUUCAUUCAAAAGAAAAAUCAUUUCAGUGCUUGGAGUGUGGAAAGAGUUUCAAUGUAAGAGCCAGUCUCACUUUCCAUCAAAGAAAUCAUACAGGGGAGAAACCUUAUCAGUGUGUUGAAUGUGGAAAGAGAUUUACUCAGAAAAAAUGUCUCACUUCCCAUGAAAGAAUUCAUACAGGGGAGAAACCAUAUCAGUGCUUAGAUUGUGGAAAGAGAUUCACAUGGAGCAACUCUCUCACUUCCCAUCAAAGAAUUCAUACAGGGGAGAAACCAUUUCAGUGUGAGGAAUGUGGGAAAAGCUUCGGUAAGAAGGGUGAUCUCACUUCCCAUCAAAGAAUUCAUACUGGAGAGAAACCAUUUCAGUGUGAGGAAUGUGGCAAGUGCUUUGCUCGUAAGGAAUGUCUCACUUCCCAUGAAAGAACUCAUUCCUGGGAGAGCCCUUAUAAAUGCUUGGAAUGUGGAAGGAGUUUUAGUCAGGACUCCUAUCUCAUUUCCCAUCAAAUAAUUCAUACAAUGGAGAGACCAUAUAAAUGCUUGGAAUGUGGAAAGAAUUUUAGUCAGUAUUCCUACCUCACUUCCCAUCAAAGAACUCAUAGCGGGGAGAAUCACAGUGUCCCAGAAUCAUUGAAUUGUUGCAUUGGAUUGGAUGGUGAGAGUCAUCUUCUCCAACCCCCUGCAAUGCAGGAUAUUCAACAAAAGAAUUCAUGA
This is a messenger RNA of Podarcis lilfordi (Lilford's wall lizard), 4330 nucleotides long. Lineage: Eukaryota; Metazoa; Chordata; Lepidosauria; Squamata; Lacertidae. The record is from the annotation of a GenBank genome assembly.